AUGGAAUAUCAAUAUCUUGGAAAGUCGGGCCUGAAGGUCUCCAAGGUCAUUCUUGGUGCAAUGUCCUACGGAACACCGGAAUGGCAAGGCUGGGUUCUGAACGAAGAAGAUUCUCUCCCGCUUCUGGAACACGCCUACAAAGUGGGUCUACGGACCUGGGACACAGCAGACGUCUAUAGCCACGGUCGAUCCGAGGAGAUCAUCGGCAAGGCGAUCAAAAAGUACAACAUUCCGAGAGAGAGGCUUGUGAUCCUCAGCAAAUGCUAUUUUGGCGUGGUCCCCAGUGCACCCGGUAUUCAAAUAAGUGCUAGCUCCGUCAAUGACGGCGACAUGGUCAAUCAAGUUGGUCUCAGCCGGAAACACAUUAUUGAUGCUGUGGACAAGAGCGUGGCAAGGCUGGGCACCUACAUCGACGUCCUUCAGAUCCAUCGCCUUGACCGCGAGAGCCCCCGUGAAGAAAUCAUGAGAGCGCUCAAUGACGUCGUCGAGUCCGGCAAGGUCCGCUACAUUGGAGCGUCUAGCAUGGCGGCGUGGGAAUUCCAAGAACUUCAAAACGUGGCCGAGAAGCAUGGCUGGCACAAGUUCAUCUCGAUGCAGAACUACUAUAACCUUCUGUACAGGGAGGAGGAGAACGAAAUGAUCCCCUACUGCAACCACACCGGGGUCGGCCUGAUCCCCUGGUCGCCCGUGGCCCGUGGCGCCUUGGCCCGACCAUACCGCAGCCGCGACAGUCUACGAGAGAAGACCGACAACUACCUCAAGGUCCUAGUACGGUCCAGGGAUGACAAGGUUGACGAGGAGAUCGUCGGCCGUGUGGAAGAGGUCGCACGCAAGAUGGGGAAGAGUAUGGCGCAGAUCGCCAUCGCUUGGUCCCUGAGUAAGAAGGAUGUCUGCCCCAUCGUCGGCUUGAACAAGAAGGAAAGAAUUGACGAGGCGGUGGAAGCUUGUAAGAUAAAGUUGAGUGACGAGGACAUCAAGUACCUCGAGGAGCCGUAUCAGCCCAAGAAGAGGCAAGGCUACUGA
Exophiala spinifera is the source of this 1023-nucleotide messenger RNA. Its product is annotated as versiconal hemiacetal acetate reductase. The record is from RefSeq and is a predicted model, not a curated record. The transcript has 3 exons. The coding region runs from base 1 to 1023 and encodes 340 amino acids. NCBI's taxonomy places the organism in Eukaryota, Fungi, Ascomycota, Eurotiomycetes, Chaetothyriales, Herpotrichiellaceae.